AUGGAUGUGAAACCAAAAAGAAGAAGUAAGGUAGAGAAUGGUGAUGAAGGAGAGGAUUUAGUUCUAGCUACUUUAGUUGCUAAUGGUGAUGAUAUAAGUCCUCUUGUAAGGCAUGCCUUUGAAAUGGGACGCCCCGAGGGGCUCCUUCGCCAGCUUAAUUUUGUUGUUAAGAAAAAAGAAGCUGAAAUUGAAGACAUGUGCAAAACUCACUAUGAAGAAUUCAUCCUCGCAGUCGAUGAACUUCGUGGUGUGUUGGUUGAUGCAGAAGAGUUAAAGAGUGAACUACAAAGUGAUAAUUACAAGCUUCAGCAAGUUGGAACAACCCUUCUUCUCAAACUUGAGGAGCUUCUUGAAUCUUAUUCUGUCAAGAAGAAUGUCACAGAAGCUAUCAAGAUGUCAAUGAACUGUAUUCAGGUGUUGGAGCUUUGUGUCAAAUGUAAUAAUCAUAUUUCUGAGGGACAGUUUUAUCCUGCAUUGAAAACCGUUGAUUUGCUCGAGAAGAGUUACCUGCAGAAUAUUCCGGCUAGAGCUCUUAAAUUGGUGAUAGAGAGGAGAAUUCCUUCAAUAAAAUGGCAUAUUGAGAAGAAAGUUUGUGGUCAAGUUAAUGAGUGGAUGGUCCUUAUACGUAGUUCUUGCAAAAAAAUCGGGCAAACAGCGAUCGGUCGCACUCAGUCAGUUCGUCAAAGGGACGAAGAAAAUCUAGAAAGGCAGAGAAGGGUUGAGGAUCAAAAUGUUCCGGGUUUGGAUGAUCGAGUAUAUAAUUUGGAUGUUGUAGAAACUGAUGACGAUUCUGCUAUGCAAUUUGAUCUCACGCCGCUUUACCGUGCUUGUCAUAUUCAUAGUUGUAUGGGGAUUCUAGAGCAAUUUCAUGAAUACUAUUAUAAGAAUAGGUUGUUACAAUUGAAUUCGGAUUUGGAGAUAUCUUCAUCACAGCCUUUUGUUGAAUCAUAUCAGACACUUUUAGCUCAAAUUGCGGGGUAUUUCAUUGUCGAGGAUAAGGUUUUAAGGACUGCUGGAGGGCUCUUAGUAGAGGAUCAGGUUGAAACUAUGUGGGAGACUGCUUUGUCUAAAAUGACAUCAAUGUUGGAUAUGCAAUUCUCGCGUAUGAACUCUGCGACUAAUCUUCUCUUGAUUAAGGAUUAUGUUACACUUGUCGGUUCUACUCUUAGAAAAUAUGGAUAUGAUAUAAGUCCUCUACUCGAUGUUCUUGAUAACUGUCGCGACAAAUACCACUUGCUUCUUUUGGCAGAUUGUAGGAAACAGAUUAUCGAUGUUAUUCAAAAUGACUCGUAUGAACAAAUGGUGAUAAAUAGAGAUACUGAUUAUGAGAAUCAUGUUCUGUCAUUUAAUCUUCAAACUUCAGAUAUUAUGCCUGCUUUUCCUUAUGUUAUGCCGUUUUCUUCGAUGGUACCUGAUGUUUGUCGCACUGUGACAUCUUUCAUCAAAGGCUCUGUUGAUUACUUGGCUCAUGGUGUAAGAACCAGUUUCUUUGAUAUUGUGAGGAAGUAUUUGGACAAGUUUCUGAUUGAAGCGUUAAAUGGUACGUUACUCGACAUAAUAAAAGGUAAAAGUAUCAGUGUCUCUCAAGCUAUGCAGAUUGCUGCAAAUAUUUCUGUUCUUGAAAGAGCUUGUGAUUUUUUCCUUAGACAUGCUGCUCAAUUAUGUGGAUGCGGUGCCUCAGUUCGAUCAAUCGAUAAGCCUCAAGCUGCAUUAGCUGCAAAGGCGUUAUUGAAAUCUUCAAGGGAACAAGCUUAUAAUUCCUUGCUGAAUUUAGUCAACACGAAAUUAGACGAGUAUAUGAAACUUACAGAAAUUAUUCUUUGGACUUCAGAAGAAGAAAAACAGAAGGAAAACGAGUACAUACAUGAAGUUGUUUUUUACCUUGAUUCACUCAUGUCGACAGCACAACAAAUUUUACCAUUGGAUGCUAUGUACAAAGUUGGAACUGGUGCACUUCAGCAUGUUUCAUUUAUAAUUAUGUCUGCUUUUACUAGUGAUAGUAUCAAAAGGUUUAAUGUGAAUGCUGUUAUGUCUCUUAACAAUGAUCUUACGAUGUUGGAGGGUUUCGCGGACGAGAAGUUUUAUUCUUCUGGAUUGGCUGAAAUCUACAAAGAAGGUAGUUUCAAGAGUUGUUUGAUAGAACCAAGACAAUUAAUCAAUCUUUUGUCAAGUAGUCAACCUGAGAAUUUCAUGAAUCCUGUCAUAAGAGAGAAAAAUUACUUUAAACUUGAUUAUAAAAAAGUUGCUACCAUUUGUGAUAAGUUCAAGGAUUCUCCUGAUGGUAUCUUUGGAAGCCUUUCAAAUAAAAAUGCAAAGCAAACUGCUAAAAAGAAAUCAAUGGACAUGCUCAAAAAGAGACUCAAGGAUUUCAAUUGA
Messenger RNA from Trifolium pratense (red clover), 2376 nucleotides. RefSeq names its product exocyst complex component SEC15A-like. The record is from RefSeq and is a predicted model, not a curated record. Gene Ontology annotation, cellular component: membrane; exocyst. Lineage: Eukaryota; Viridiplantae; Streptophyta; Magnoliopsida; Fabales; Fabaceae. The transcript has a single exon. The coding region runs from base 1 to 2376 and encodes 791 amino acids. Gene Ontology annotation, biological process: exocytosis; Golgi to plasma membrane transport; intracellular protein transport.